Messenger RNA from Amyelois transitella, 1028 nucleotides. RefSeq lists its product as uncharacterized. The transcript has a single exon. The record is from RefSeq and is a predicted model, not a curated record. NCBI's taxonomy places the organism in Eukaryota, Metazoa, Arthropoda, Insecta, Lepidoptera, Pyralidae. The coding region runs from base 178 to 867 and encodes 229 amino acids.
UGGGGAGGCUCGCUUUCUGAUGAAUACAGGUUGGAAUGCGGUGUGAGGCAGGGGGGGAUAACUUCUACCACGCUCUUCAGCCUCUACAUUAACUCGCUAAUCGAGGAGCUCAGCAGUACACAUAUCGGUUGCCAUAUCAACGGAGUGUGCGUCAACAACAUUAGUUACGCAGAUGAUAUGGUGCUGCUGAGUCCCUCGAGUGGCGCCCUCAAGAGCUUGCUGAGGAUCUGUGAGUCCCAUGCGGUGGCCCAUGGGCUUAGGUAUAAUGCUCGGAAGAGUGAGUUUGUAAUGUUUAGGCCUAAUAAGCCUGAACACCAUAGAUUCACUUUUGCCUCAGUACAGAGAUACCCAACCUUCCCGCAGUUUACUCUCAAUGGAGAAACGUUGAAAAGAGUGGAUAAAUUUAAAUACCUGGGUCACUGGGUUACCGCAGACCAAAGCGAUGGUACAGACAUGGAGAGGGAGCGCAGGGCGCUGUCUGUCCGAUGUAAUAUGUUGGCCCGGAGGUUUGCACGAUGUACUGAGCAAGUCAAAAUAACAUUGUUUAAAGCGUACUGCCAGUCUUUUUAUACGUGUAGCUUAUGGGUUAACUUUACGCAGCGGACAUACAGCGACCUGCGCGUGCAAUACAACAACGCGUACAGGGUGCUGAUGCGACUGCCGCGCUACUGCAGCGCCUCCACCAUGUUCGCGGUAUCAAACAUACCCAGCUUCGCGGCUAUUAUGCGCGCGCGCUGUGCCUCUAUAAUGAGGCGAUUACGCGGCAGUCGCAACAGCAUUCUGGGUGCCCUCUCGGAUCGAUGGGACUCGCCACUGCUACGGAGAUGGGUUGGCCUCCAUGCGCCGGAGUGGUCAGCCUUAAAUUAAAUUAUUUUUUAUGUAUAAUUUCGUUUUUAUUUUAAUUUUAUAAUUCUAUUUUAAUGUAAUUUUUUCAAUUUAUUUAUUAUUAAUUUUGAUAUAUUUUCGACAUAAUUUGUAUUUGUAUGGACUCAAUUGUCUGAAAUAAAUGAUUUUUAUUUUUUUUUUUA